AUGACCUCAUUCUCUGGCUGCAUUUCCUAUUGCACAGCCCGUUUUCAAAAAGAAACAAGCAAGCUUUUCAGCAUCUCCCCUUCUUUCCAUCAAAGUUCCCUUUGCUCUUCAGCUGCAGGAAGCAUCAUUAACAGGCACUGGACAGUUACAAUCUUCUACAGUGAAAGUCUAAUUCUGCAGAUGGAGAAACAGCUGGUUUACUUCUGUAGCGGGGAAGAUGGCUUUACCAGUUAUUCAGAUGCCAAUCUGGAUCAUGGAUGUUGCUCCGUCAAUCCAUGCAUGGGCUGUGCCCUUGUGUGUCGCCGGAGUCCGCGGCUGUUAACCAAUGGCUACUACGUUCUCACAGAGGAUAGUUUUCUGUCUGAUGAAGAGGGGAAUAUCACACUGAGCCCAUCACAAACAAGUGUCACUUAUAAAGAAAAGUUGGUUAGAAUAUUUCGGAAGAGAAGGAAAAUCCGCAAGUCUCUUGUUAGUCUUUUCAAUAUUGCUGCUUCUAAUCCCUGGAUGAAGAGCACUGCUAUAGAGUCGCCUCAUGUGGAGGACACUUGGUCUGAAGAAGGCAGCAAGACGGAUUACCUUUGGGAUUAUGAUAAUGCUGACCACGUUGACCAUGGUAUUGCUGAUGCUGCAUUGGGACACACACCUCAAAGGGCAGAAGGACAUGGUGCAGCUCCAGGCAGAUUCCCUCCUUCGAAAGUUCUUCCUUUUGCAAAAUCAAGGCAGCAACGCCACUCUCCUUGCAUCUUUCCUUUGGCAGAAGAAGCGUGCUCUUGUGAAAAAUCAUUCAAUUCUUCCGAAUCUAUUGUAAUAAGAAAUGAGCUCUACCCCAUGAUCCUGCUGUCCAUGUGUUUGAUCAUUUCUCUUUGUGUAAGGUUCUUCUUGGGAGUACUCCUUCCUGCUCUGCUAACUUGCUCACUAUUGAUCAUCAUUUUGAUUUGUUCUCCUACGGUUUUGUGCAAUUCCCCUGUCAAUACCAACUAUGGUCAAUCUGUAGAGCCAGCGUGAGAUAGUCAUCACAUCCCUUCAGAAUCUCAUUUAUUUUCAUAUUAUUCUGGAAUCUUUUCAGUGGAAACAUUGUUAAAAAGCCAUUUCACAAGCUACAAUUUUGAUAAGAACUUUCACACUAUAUUCACUAUAAUAUAUAACACAACAUAACACUUUAUUUAUAUUCCAUUCUGUCUCCCCGAGGAGACUCAGAGCGGAUUACAACAUACAUGGAUAGGCAACCAUUCAGUGCCUUUAAUAAAUUGAAAUAACAAUGACACACUGAUAAGCAGAACAGAGGUAAAGAUUUCCCCUUUCAUCUCCGGUUUCUGGAGGCGGUGCUCAACUCCGGAAAUGGGGAAGUGCUCUUUUCCCAUUUCCAAGCUAAGGAGCCUGUUGUCUGUAGACACAUGGCUGCAAGGGUGCCUUUAUUACCUGCCCGCCGAAGCAGUACCUAUUGAUCUACUCACAUUUGCAUGUUUUCAAACCACUAGGGCCAACAGCGGGAGCUCACCCUGACCUGCAGUUUUGAACUGCCAACCUUUAGGUCAGCAGAUUCAACAGUUUCACCCAUUGUGCCACUGCAGCUCCAGCUUGGAGAAGCCAUUCUGUCUUAUUUAAAAAGCCUACUUCACAAGAACGUUGUAAGAUUAAAUGACCACUCGAGGAAGAAAAGAAUUCACAUAAUUAAUAAAUAAUGAUGCCAAGCAUACAGUCCAGCUUUGCCAGGGGUUACCCUAUCCCUAGGCUAUUACGUUUUCAAUGUAGAGAAGAUCAAGGUUUUUGUAUUAUUUAUCUGUUAUACCUAUAAUUCCAAGGAAGGGCAGAUUUUUAAGGUAUGAGAAAUCUACAUUUGAACAUGUUACUAGAACCCCAGUAUCAGGUGAC
Molecule: messenger RNA, 1872 nt
Organism: Anolis sagrei ordinatus
Lineage: Eukaryota; Metazoa; Chordata; Lepidosauria; Squamata; Anolidae
Gene: TMEM71
Product: transmembrane protein 71
Source: RefSeq, a predicted model, not a curated record